Coregonus sp. 'balchen' is the source of this 7224-nucleotide messenger RNA. NCBI's taxonomy places the organism in Eukaryota, Metazoa, Chordata, Actinopteri, Salmoniformes, Salmonidae. The record is from the annotation of a GenBank genome assembly.
AUGGCAGAAGACCAACGCAACAGGAGACAUCCCCAAAACCUCCAGGGUGUCCUUCGAUUGGCUGUGGAGGCUGGCUCUGCUGCAGAUGGACCCGCCCUCUCUGAACCCAUGUCAGAGGAGGUAAUUGGUCCUUCUUAGUCACCUUCAGGUCUUCUUAAUUGCAGAUGUGCUGUGUAGAUUAGCAGAUCUCACAACAACUUGUUACAUUGACAACCAAUUGUACAUUGACCGUAAUGUCACUCUUUUUGUUACAGAGAAAAGAAUGGUUGAAAGGAGCUCUUGCGGAAGUGGCUAAAGGACAGAACAGCGAGGUGGAACAGAUGAAGGAGUGUAUGCGUGUCCUGAUGAGAGAUGGAGGGUGUGUGAGGGGGAGAGAGGGAGAGGAGGAAGGAGAGGAUGAAGAGGGGGAGACAGAAGGGGCACUGGAGUUUCUCUCAGAGCUGUGUGAGAACCUGGACAAUGCCAGAGGUGAGACAUGCCAAGCAACAGGAAGUGAUGUAAAGAAGUUACACUUCAGCUUGUGACCCAAAUGAAAGGUUCACUGUCUUCGAUGGACCCUAGUUAAAAAUAUAUGAAAUGUAACUGUUUAAGUUACUGUAGUUUUAUACAGUGCAUUCGGAAAGUAUUCAGACCCCUUUUUCCACAUUUUGUUACAUUACAGCCUUAUUCUAAAAUAGAUUAAAUCUAUUUUUUCCCUCAUCAAUCUACACACAUUACCCCAUAAUGACAAAGCAAAAACAGGUUUUUAGAAAUUGUUGCGAAUUUAUUACAAAUAAAAAACUGAAAUAUGACAUUUACCCAAGUGAGGGAAAAAAGUAUUUGAUCCCCUGCUGAUUUUGUAUGUUUGCCCACUGACAAAGACAUGAUCAGUCUAUAAUUUUAAUGGUAGGUUUAUUUGAACAGUGAGAAACAGAAUAACAACAAAAAAAAUCAGAAAAACGCAUGUCAAAAAUGUUAUAAAUUGAUUUGCAUUUGAAUGAGGGAAAUAAGUAUUUGACCCCUCUGCAAAACAUGACUUAGAACUUGGUGGCAAAACCCUUGUUGGCAAUCACAGAGGCCAGACGUUUCUUGUAGUUGGCCACCAGGUUUGCACACAUCUCAGGAGGGAUUUUGUUCCACUCUUUGCAGAUCUUCUCCAAGUCAUUAAGGUUUCGAGGCUGAUGUUUGGCAACUCGAACCUUCAGCUCCCUCCACAGAUUUUCUAUGGGAUUAAGGUCUGGAGACUGGCUAGGCCACUCCAGGACCUUAAUGUGCUUCUUCUUGAGCCACUCCUUUGUUGCCUUGGCCAUGUGUUUUGGGUCAUUGUCAUGCUGGAAUACCCAUCCACGACCCAUUUUCAAUGCCCUGGCUGAGGGAAGGAGGUUCUCACCCAAGAUUUGACGGUACAUGGCCCUGUCCAUCGUCCCUUUGAUGCGGUGAAGUUGUCCUGUCCCCUUAGCAGAAAAACACCCCCAAAGCAUAAUGUUUCCACCUCCAUGUUUGACGGUGGGGAUGGUGUUCUUGGGGUCAUAGGCAGCAUUCCUCCUCCUCCAAACACGGCGAGUUGAGUUGAUGCCAAAGAGCUCCAUUUUGGUCUCAUCUGACCAAAACACUUUCACCCAGUUCGCCUCUGAAUCAUUCAGAUGUUCAUUGGCAAACUUCAGAUGGGCAUGCAUAUGUGCUUUCUUGAGCAGGGGGACCUUGCGGGCGCUGCAGGAUUUCAGUCCUUCACGGCGUAGUGUGUUACCAAUUGUUUUCUUGGUGACUAUGGUCCCAGCUGCCUUGAGAUCAUUGACAAGAUCCUCCCGUGUAGUUCUGGGCUGAUUACUCACCGUUCUCAUGAUCAUUGCAACUCCACGAGGUGAGAUCUUGCAUGGAGCCCCAGGCCGAGGAAGAUUGACAGUUCUUUUGUGUUUCUUCCAUUUGCGAAUAAUCGCACCAACUGUUGUUACCUUCUCACCAAGCUGCUUGGCGAUGGUCUUGUAGCCCAUUCCAGCCUUAUGUAGGUCUACAAUCUUGUCCCUGACAUCCUUGGAGAGCUCUUUGGUCUUGGCCAUGGUGGAGAGUUUGGAAUCUGAUUGAUUGCUUCUGUGGACAGGUGUCUUUUAUACAGGUAACAAACUGAGAUUAGGAGCACUCCCUUUAAGAGUGUGCUCCUAAUCUCAGCUCGUUACCUGUAUAAAAGACACCUGGGAGCCAGAAAUCUUUCUGAUUGAGAGGGGGUCAAAUACUUAUUUCCCUAAUUAAAAUACAAAUCAAUUUAUAACAUUUUUGACAUGCGUUUUUCUGGAUUUUGUUGUUGUUAUUCUGUCUCUCACUGUUCAAAUAAACCUACCAUUAACAUUAUAGACUGAUCAUGUCUUUGUCAGUGGGCAAACGCACAAAAUCAGCAGGGGAUCAAAUACUUUUUUCCCUCACUGUAAGUAUUCAGACCCUUUACUCAGUACUUUGUUGAAGCACCUUUGGCAGCGAUUACAGCCUCGAGUCUUCUUGGGUAUUACGCUACAAGCUUGGCACACCUGUAUUUGGGGAGUUUCUUCCAUUCUUCUCUGCAGAUCCUUUCAAGCUCUUGUCAGGUUGGAUGGCAGCGUUGCUGCACAGCUAUUUUCAGGUCUCUCCAGAGAUGUUAGAUCGGCUUCAAGUACGGGGCUCUGGCUGGGCCACUCAAGGACAUUCAGAGACUUGUCCUGAAGCCACUCCUGCGUUGUCUUGGCUGUGUGCUUAGGGUUGUUGUCCUGUUGGAAGGUGAACCUGGAAUCUGGAGCAGGUUUUCAUCAAGGAUCUCUCUGUACUUUGCUCCGUUAAUAUUUUCCUCGACCCUGACUAGUCUCACAGUCACUGCCUCUGAAAAACAUCCCCACAGCAUGAUGCUGCCACCACCAUGCUUCACCGUAGGGAUGGUGCCAGGUUUCCUCCAGACGUGACGCUUGGCAUUCAGGCCAAAGAGUUCAAUCUUGGUUUCAUCAGACCAGAUAGUCUUACUUCUCAUGGUCUGAGAGUCUUUAGGUGCCUUUUGGCUUCCGUCUGGCCACUCUACCAUAAAGGCCUGAUUGGUGGAGUGCUUCAGAGAUGGUUGUCCUUCUGGAAGAUUCUUCCAUCUCCACAGAGGAACUCUGGAGCUCUGUCAGAUUGAUUAUCGGGUUCUUGGUCACCUCCCUGACCAAGGCCCUUCUCCCCCAAUUGCUCAGUUUGGCCAGGCGGCCAGCUUAGGGAACAGUCUUGGUGGUUCCAAACUACUUCCAUUUAAGAAUGAUGGAGGCCACUGUGUUCUUGGGGACCUUCAAUGUUGCAGACAUUUUUUUGGUACCCUUCCCCAGAUCUGUGCCUCGACACAAUCCUGUAUCGGAGCUCUACAAACAAUUCCUUCGACCUCAUGGCUUGGUUUUCGCUCUGACAUGCACUGUCAACUGUUGGACCUUUCCAAAUCAUGUCCAAUCAAUUGAAUUUACCACAGGUGGACUCCAAUCAAGUUGUAGAAAUAUCUCAAGGAUGAUCAAUGGAAACAGGAUGCACCUGAGCUCAAUUUCGAGUCUCAUAGCAAAGGGUCUGAAUACUUAUGUAAAUAAUAAUGUUUUUUAUUUUUAAUAUGUUUGCAGACAUUUCUAAAAACCUGUUUUGUCUUUGUCAUUAUGGGGUAUUGUGUGUAGAUUGAUGAGGAAAAACAAAUAUUUAAACAAUUUUAGAAUAAGGCUGUAACAUAACAAAAGGUGGAAAAAGUCGAGGGGUCUGAAUACUCUCUGAAUGCACUGUAUAUUACUGAUAUUCCAGUAAAGACAGACAGAUCAACAUGGACAUGAAUGACACAAGUUAUAUUCAUUAAUAAUAAAACUGUGUCCAUUGUAAUCUGUAUUUGUCUGUCUGUGUGUCAGACCUGAUGACCCUGGGUGGACUGGACCUGUGUAUGUCACAGUGCUUGAACCAUCCUCAGGGCAGCGUGAGGUGGCGUGGUGCCCAGCUCAUCGCCUCCUGUGCCCAGAACAUGCCCGAAGUGCAGUGCCACUUACUCAACAAGGGCGCGCUACCCAAACUCCUGCAGCUGACCGACUCCGAUCCCCACCCCACCGUUCGAGUGAAGGCCCUCUACGCUGUUUCCUGUAAGUGUUGCCCCUUGGAUAGGUAAAAACAAUAUGGGGAACACAUUCCACCAUUGCACAAUUCCUGAAUCAGUGAGAGAUUACUCUAGCCUAUCAAAGGGCAAGUUUACAAUAUUGCUAAUAUCGCCUGUUCCUCUCAAAUCUAAAUGAAGUGCCACUGGCCGGAGUGUAGUUGAUAGGAGUUCAUUUAGAUUUGAGGAUCAGUGAAGUACCACACAGUAACUCUUUCUCUCAGUCUUCUCUCUUUCUCUCUCUCUCCAUCAGGUCUGGUGCGUGAGCAGGAAGUAGGUCUCGGGGCCUUCCUGUCCCACGAUGGCUUCUCUGUGCUGAUGAGAGGCAUGCAGUCUGACAACGAGAAACUGAGGACCAAGUCGUCUUUCUUACUCCUCAACCUCCUCACAGUCCACCCAGAGCAUAAAGGUGACUGUUAUGGACACCCUCUUUCUCAGUCUGACAGCGAGACUCAUUUGGAGGCUGUCUCUGUUUGCUUCUGUGUGUUGCUUUUGGUAGUGUGUCUUAAUGGAGAGUAUCAUGCUUUGUGUCCCCCUGAAGUAAAAUGUGAAUUUAACAGUCUUAUUUGUAUCAUAACUAAAUAAAUAUGUGUCCUUGUGUGGCAAUGUAAAAUCUCUCCCUCUCUCAGAUACAGUUCUCUCCAUGGGUAUGGUGCAACAGCUGGUGUCCAUUCUUCGCACGCCUCACUCCUCCUUCCACGAGCAUGUGCUCGGCGCCCUCUGCUGGUAAUACAAGUGAACACACAAAGGGAAAAUGGCUUGAAAAUCGACUUGCCAUGUCUUCUCAAUGGCGCUUCAAUAAAACAACCCUCUCUGUCUCUAGCCUGGUGGAGGAGAGUCCUCUGGGUCUGAGGGACUGUCAGAGCCCUACCUUGGGGCUGGAGGAGAUGCUCAACCAGCGGGCUAAAGAUCUGCAGGGGAGAGAGGAGUGUCAGGUUGGUACCCCUACACAUGUUUCUCCACACCUCGCCAUCCUCUCUAAUACCAUUCCUCUUUCACUUCCCAUGUUACCCAUGAACCUCUCCAUCUCUCUAAAGGCUUCCGCAUGCUUCCCAUCCGGAACAGUCCGGAACAGUUCGUGCAUAUAUUAUGACAACAUUGUGUGAUGUUUCUGGUCUUCGGCAAGUUUUUUGGGGGGCUGUUCAUGCACACAACAGUUUUCUCUCAAGGCAAAACAGAUUUCGGUAGCCGAAGUCUACGCCCCUUCAUUGGUCAACAGUAGGGAUUCUUAAAUGAAGUGUUUAUCAUUCAACAACAGACGACUCGUUCACAUGCACAUUUUUUCACUUGACAAAACUGCACCAAACAUCCUAGUUAAUGUAAAAUUACGCUACUAAGGUAUUCUCUGCAAAAACGUCAAAAGUAAUGACAGAUUUCUUGAGUUAUCUUAGAUUAAUUCUGACUAUUUUGAGGAAGUGUAUACUGGCUACGGCAUCUCAACAUGGACAAACGGUAUUGUUGCCGCUUUUUUCUCGUUUUUGAAGCGAAGGUCUUUUAAGGGCGUAUGCGAGCACACUCGUUCAGUUCGGCUAGGCGCCAGCCGAAGCAUGCGGAAGCCUUAAUAUUAUCCCUCUGUCACUCCCCAUGUUACCCAUUAACCAAUAUCUCUCUAAUACCAUCCCUCUGUCACUCCCCAUGUCUCCCUCUAUCUCUCUAAUACAAUCCCUCUGUCACUCCCCAUGUUUCCCUUAUCUCUAAUACCAUCCCUCUGUCACUCCCCAUGUUUCCCUUAUCUCUAAUACCAUCCCUCUGUCACUCCCCAUGUCUCCCUCUAUCUCUCUAAUACCAUCCCUUUGUCACUCCCCAUGUCUCCUCUCUAUCUCUCUAAUACCAUCCCUUUGUCACUCCCCAUGUCUCUUCUCUAUCUCUCUAAUACCGUCACUCCCCAUGUCUCUUCUCUAUCUCUCUAAUACCGUCACUCCCCAUGUCUCUUCUCUAUCUCUCUAAUACCGUCACUCCCCAUGUCUCCCUCUAUCUCUCUAAUACCAUCCCUCUGUCACUCCCCAUGUCUCCCUCUAUCUCUCUAAUACCAUCCCUUUGUCACUCCCCAUGUCUCUUCUCUAUCUCUCUAAUACCGUCACUCCCCAUGUCUCUUCUCUAUCUCUCUAAUACCGUCACUCCCCAUGUCUCUUCUCUAUCUCUCUAAUACCGUCACUCCCCAUGUCUCCCUCUAUCUCUCUAAUACCAUCCCUCUGUCACUCCCCAUGUCUCCCUCUAUCUCUCUAAUACCAUUCCUCUGUCACUCCCCAUGUCUCCCUCGAUCUCUCUAAUACCGUCCAUCUGUCACUCCCCAUGUCUCCCUCUAUCUCUCUAAUACCAUCCCUUUGUCACUCCCCAUGUCUCCCUCUAUCUCUCUAAUACCAUUCCUCUGUCACUCCCCAUGUCUCCCUCGAUCUAUCUAAUACCGUCCAUCUGUCACUCCCCAUGUCUCCCUCUAUCUCUCUAAUACCAUCCCUUUGUCACUCCCCAUGUCUCCCUCUAUCUCUCUAAUACCAUCCCUUUGUCACUCCCCAUGUCUCUUCUCUAUCUCUCUAAUACCGUCACUCCCCAUGUCUCUUCUCUAUCUCUCUAAUACCAUCCCUUUCACUCCCCAUGUCUCCCUCGAUCUCUCUAAUACCAUCCCUUUGUCACUCCCCAUGUCUCCCUCUAUCUCUCUAAUACCAUCCAUCUGUCACUCCCCAUGUCUCCCUCUAUCUCUCUAAUACCAUCCCUUUCACUCCCCAUGUCUCCCUCUAUCUCUCUAAUACCAUCCCUUUCACUCCCCAUGUCUCCCUCUAUCUCUCUAAUACCAUCCCUUUCACUCCCCAUGUCUCCCUCGAUCUCACUAAUACAUCCCUUUGUCACUCCCCAUGUCUCUUCUCUAUCUCUCUAAUACCAUCCCUCUGUCACUCCCCAUGUAUUUCUCCUCUCUCCAGAUGCAUCACUAAUGACAUUGAAUAAUGUAUUAUGACCCCCCCCAUCUUUUGCUAGGCAUAUGUUUUUGACUUAUUUGCCACUAGGCUAGAAACCUGUCCUAUUUCCUUCACAGUUUUCUCCCAUUCUUAUCUCCUCCUUUAUAGGAAGAGUUGGAGUUCUGCAAACGCUUGCGUUCUGCUUGUUUUUGCGGGCGGCAACCUGACGACAGUGGAAUGGAUCGCUAG